Molecule: messenger RNA, 8204 nt
Organism: Dermacentor silvarum
Lineage: Eukaryota; Metazoa; Arthropoda; Arachnida; Ixodida; Ixodidae
Gene: rudimentary
Product: CAD protein-like
Exons: 44
Coding region: 239-7012 (2257 amino acids)
Biological process (GO): L-citrulline biosynthetic process; L-glutamine metabolic process; 'de novo' pyrimidine nucleobase biosynthetic process
Cellular component (GO): cytosol; cytoplasm
Molecular function (GO): amino acid binding; carbamoyl-phosphate synthase (glutamine-hydrolyzing) activity; ATP binding
Source: RefSeq, a predicted model, not a curated record
AGCCGGCGCAGCUCGACUUGAACUGCUUGAGCCGCAGCACGUGUUUUCCAGUAAACAAUGUCGCCGUGGUGAGCGCCGACUUGAGAAUUUGGCGUUUUCCGAAGCUCGACCUCCCGGCAGACUUUAACUGUAGGCUCUCUAGCCUUCGCAAUUUUUUUUUUCUUCUCCUGUGCGCGGUGCAUGCACGAGUAGGUUGCCCUAAUAGCCGGGAAGAAGCAACGUCACCCACCGCACUGCCAUGGAGACCACGCCAAAGCGCAGAUCUGCGCAGCUCAUCCUGGAAGAUGGGUCUACGUAUGCGGGUGUCGCGUUUGGAAAUCCGAGGUGCAUUUCCGGGGAAGUUGUGUUCCAGACAGGCAUGGUGGGCUACGUGGAAUCGCUGACCGAUCCCUCGUACUGCCGGCAGAUUCUUGUGUUGACUUAUCCGCUGAUUGGCAACUAUGGUGUUCCCAACACCGAGAAGGACGUGCACGGCAUUCCCAUCAACUUCGAGUCGCACAAGAUUUGGGCAGCUGGCCUGGUCGUGGGCGAGUGUGUGGACAAGUACAGCCACUGGAGUGCCCGUCAGUCCCUCUCUGACUGGCUUCACGCUGCAGCCGUGCCAGGCAUCUCGGGUAUUGAUACUAGGAAGCUGACCAAGAAGAUUCGGGAAAAGGGCAUCAUGCUUGGAAAGAUCGUAGUAGAAGGCAUGGAGCACACUCCCCUGCAGUUUGAAAACCCAAAUUUGUUGAACCUCGUCAAGGAAGUAUCUCUCAAGGCACCCAUCGUGUACAAUGAAACAGGCAAGCCAUCGAUCACUGUGGUGGACUGCGGCAUGAAGUACAACCAGCUGCGCUGUCUUAUAUCUCGGGGAGCUCGUGUCACGGUGGUGCCCUGGGACCAUCCUGUGGACCCCAAGGAUUGUGACGGUCUGUUUGUGAGCAACGGUCCGGGAGACCCGACACAGUGUGCCGCGACAGUCAAGAUGCUGCGAACGUUCCUUGAAUGCGUUGACCCCGCCAAGCUGAAGCCCGUCUUUGGCAUUUGCCUAGGACACCAGCUGAUGUGCCUCGCCAUAGGGGCCAAGACGUACAAGAUGAAGUACGGCAACCGUGGCCACAACCAGCCCUGCCUCUUUGGCGAUUCUGGUCGCUGCUGCAUAACCACGCAGAAUCAUGGCUAUGCCGUGGACGCAUCGACACUUCCCUCUGAGUGGUCGGCACUUUUCACCAAUGCCAAUGACCACACUAAUGAAGGCAUUGUCCACAGGAAACUACCGUUCUUCAGUGUGCAGUUUCAUCCGGAGCACAUGGCUGGUCCAGCUGACCUGGAGUUUCUGUUUGAUGUCUUCCUUGACUCCGUGAAGGACUCCAUUGCCAGCAAGACUCACACCCCCAUUGAGGAGCGCAUCUCAGCCAAGUUUGCAGCGCUUGCACCGCCCCCCGUCUUUGGCUCCAAGCGACCCCACAAGGUUCUCAUUCUCGGAUCAGGAGGACUGUCCAUUGGCCAGGCCGGAGAGUUUGACUACUCAGGCUCUCAGGCCAUCAAGGCAUUGAGGGAAGAAAAGAUCCAAACGAUCCUGAUCAACCCCAACAUAGCGACAGUGCAGACGUCACCGGGGCUUGCGGACAAGGUGUACUUCUUGCCCAUCACACCCUACUACGUCGGGGAGGUGAUCAAGUCCGAACGGCCUGACGGCGUUUUGCUCACGUUUGGCGGUCAGACGGCACUCAACUGUGGCGUGGAGCUACAGAAGAACGGCACACUAGACCGCUACGGGGUGGCCGUGCUGGGCACGCCCAUCGAGUCCAUCAUCAACUCUGAGGACCGCAAGCUCUUUGCCGAACUGGUCGAGGAAAUUGGCGAGCAGGUCGUGCCCAACUGUGCGGUCUACACUGUAGAGGAGGCCCUGACAGCAGCAGAGAAGUUGGGCUUUCCGAUCCUGGUGCGCGGUGCCUUCUGUCUUGGUGGCCUGGGCUCAGGCUUCGCACACAACCAGGACGAGCUGCGUGCCCUGGUGACGCAAGCACUUGUCCGCUCCAGCCAGGUCCUGUUGGACAGGAGCCUGAAGGGCUGGAAGGAAGUGGAGUAUGAGGUGGUCCGAGACGCCUACGACAACUGUAUCACGGUGUGCAACAUGGAGAACCUGGACCCACUGGGCAUUCACACAGGCGAAUCGAUUGUGGUGGCACCCAGCCAGACGCUGACCAAUGAGGAGUACAACAGGCUCCGUACCACCGCCAUCCGCGUCGUUCGACGCCUGGGCAUAGUUGGCGAGUGCAACGUCCAGUACGCCCUUAGCCCCCACUCGUUCGAGUACUACAUCGUGGAGGUGAAUGCCCGGUUGUCGCGGAGCUCGGCACUGGCAAGCAAGGCCACGGGCUACCCGCUGGCCUACAUUGCAGCCAAGCUGGCAUUGGGCAUCUCGCUGCCCUCGCUUCGCAACACGGUCACCUGCCAGACCACGGCCUGCUUCGAACCCAGCCUCGACUACUGUGUGGUCAAGAUGCCACGCUGGGACCUUGGCAAGUUCCCGCAUGUCAGCAAUAAGAUUGGCAGCUCAAUGAAAAGUGUGGGUGAAGUAAUGUCCAUAGGACGAUCUUUUGAGGAGGCCUUCCAGAAGGCAAUCCGGAUGGUGGAUGAACUCGUCUCCGGCUUGGACCCUUACCUCAAGCCUGUGAGCGACCGGGAGCUGGCGUGCCCCACGGACAAGCGCAUGUUCCACCUUGCAUCGGCCAUCAAGGCUGGCUACACGUUGAAGCAACUCAACGAACUCACUCAGAUUGACCCCUGGUUCCUCAGCAAGAUUAUCAACAUCAUUGAGUACCACACCUUCCUGGAGGGCCUUCACAGCAAGCCUGCUCUGCUCACGUACGACGUUCUCCUGCGAGCCAAGCAGCUUGGCUUCUCGGACAAGCAGAUCGGCCAGUGCGUGGGCAGCACAGAGCUUGUGGUCCGCAAGACCCGCCAGGAACUGGGUGUGGUGCCCCGGGUAAAGCAGGUGGACACAGUCGCUGCAGAGUGGCCUGCCGCCACCAACUACCUUUACCUGACGUACAACGCUGAAGGGGACGACCUGCAGUUUGAGCCACGGAGUGCGAUCAUGGUGCUGGGCUCCGGUGUCUACCGCAUUGGCAGCUCAGUCGAGUUUGACUGGUGCGCCGUCAGCUGUGUCCAGGAGCUCCGCAAGCUUGGCAAGGCAACUAUCAUGGUUAACUGCAACCCUGAAACAGUCAGCACAGACUACGACAUGUGUGAUCGCCUAUACUUCGAUGAAAUCAGCUUUGAGACCGUGAUGGACAUUUACUGCCUGGAGCAACCCGAGGGCAUUAUUCUGAACAUGGGUGGCCAGCUGCCCAACAACAUUGCCAUGGAUCUGUACAGGCAAAAGGCACGCAUCCUGGGCACGUCUCCAGAGUCGAUUGACUGUGCCGAAAACCGUUUCAAGUUCUCCCGCAUGUUGGAUUCUAUUGGCAUCUCCCAACCACAGUGGAAGGAGCUCACCAAUUUAGAGAACAUCAAGUCGUUCUGUCAGGAGGUUGGCUACCCAUGCCUGGUGCGCCCUAGCUACGUGCUGAGUGGAGCAGCCAUGAAUGUGGCCUACUCUCAUCGCGACCUCGAGGGUUAUCUCAACGAAGCCAGUGCCGUCUCCAAGGAGCACCCCGUGGUUAUCUCCAAGUUCAUCUGUGAAGCCAAGGAAAUCGACGUGGACGCUGUGGCCAAGGACGGAGUUCUGGUGGCCAUGGCGGUUUCUGAGCACGUCGAGAAUGCUGGUGUGCAUUCGGGAGACGCUACGCUGGUGACUCCGCCUCAGGAUCUGAACUCUGAGACGCUCGCCAAGAUCCGCUCCAUUUGCCAGGCCAUUGGCGAGGCACUCAUUGUCAGCGGACCGUACAACAUGCAGCUCAUUGCGAAGGACAACCAGCUGCGGGUGAUUGAGUGCAACCUGCGUGUUUCCCGCUCCUUCCCUUUCAUCUCCAAGACACUCAACUGCGACUUCGUUGCACUGGCCACCCAAGUAAUCCUUGGACUCCCUGUCGAGUUUCGAGACGUCACGUUCGGCAUUGCCCGGGUUGGGGUCAAGGUACCCCAGUUCUCGUAUUCCCGACUGGCUGGUGCUGACAUCCGUCUCGGCGUGGAGAUGGCCUCGACGGGAGAGGUGGCCUGCUUCGGCGAGAACAGAUACGAGGCUUAUCUCAAGGCCCUGCUCAGCACCGGGUUCUGCAUUCCUGAGAAGAAGAUAUUUCUCUCCAUCGGGAGUUACAAGCACAAAGCUGAGUUCCUGCCGAGCGUCCGAACAUUGGAGAAGAUGGGCUUCCAGUUGUAUGGCAGCCUUGGCACCUCGGACUUCUAUAUGGAGCACGGCAUCAAGAUUGAGCCAAUGACGUGGCCUUUCCACGACCAUGACAUUGACGAGGACACAGUGAACGGAGGGUCGGACGGCGGAAACCAGUGUGCCUCGCAGCAGGCACAGCUGAGCAUCGCGGACUUUCUGGAACAGAAGGAGUUCGAUCUGGUGGUGAACCUGCCCAUGUGCAGCAGCGGCGCCCGCCGCAUUUCCACCAUGUUCACCCAGGGCUACCGGACACGCCGCAUGGCCGUCGACUACGCCGUGCCCCUCAUCACGGAUGUCAAGUGCGCCAAGCUACUUGUGGAGGCUCUGCGGCUGAUUCGCAAAGCACCACCAGUCAAGACACACAUUGACUGCCUGACCUCGCGCAACAUUGUGCGCCUUCCGGGUCUCAUUGACGUGCACGUCCACAUGCGGGAGCCGGGUGCGACAGAGAAGGAGGACUAUGCCUCCGGCACAGCGGCUGCCCUGGCUGGUGGCUUCACAAUUGUCUGCGCCAUGCCGAACACCCGACCACCCCUCUGUGAUGCCGAUUCUCUUGCAGUCUGCCAGCAGGCGGCCAAGGCUGGUGCUCGAUGCGACUAUGCCCUCUUUGCGGGCGCCAACCAGACAAACGCCGAGAGCGUGGUGUCACUGGCACCAUCAGUUGUCGGUCUCAAGAUGUACCUCAACGACACAUAUGGACCUCUCUGCAUGGAUACAGUCUCGGACUGGCUCAAGCACUUCGAGAAGUGGCCGAGGCACAUGCCACUGUGUUGUCAUGCCGAGGGCCCCAGGACGGCAGCUGUCAUACUGUUGGCCAGCCUUCAGCAGCGGCCCGUGCACAUUUGCCAUGUUGCCAGGGAGGAAGAGGCAACUAUUAUAAAGGCGGCCAAGGCACAGGGGCACGCGGUGACCUGCGAGGUGACGCCGCACCACUUGUUCCUCACCAUUGAUGACAUCGACCGGCUUGGCCCAAACGUGGCCAAGGUCAAGCCACCGCUUAUGACAGCCAAGGACCAGAAGGCGCUCUGGGACAACAUUGACAUCAUUGACUGCAUCGCCACUGACCAUGCACCCCACACCUAUGCCGAAAAGACCCAGCCCAACGCGCCGCCUGGCUUCCCAGGGCUUGAGACAUCACUGCCGCUCAUGCUUACAGCCGUGGCAGAAGGCAAGAUAACCAUGGAGGCACUGAUCAAGAAGAUGUACAACAACCCGAGGCAGAUUUUCAACCUUCCUGCCCAGCCAGACACGUACAUAGAGGUUGACCUAGACGAGGAAUGGACGAUACCCGAAGCUCCGGCGUACAGUCGCGCUGGCUGGACGCCCUUUGCCGGCCGCAAGGUUCGCGGCCAAGUCCGUCGAGUGGUCAUCCGGGGUGAAGUGGUCUUCGUCGACGGUCAGGUCCUUGUGGACCCUGGCUUUGGGCAAGAUGUCAUUGCCACCUCGGACCUCGAGCGCAGCUCAAGCAUGACAAGUCUCACGCAUGCGUCACCUGAAAAAGGAAGCUCUAGUGUUUCGGAGACGUUUAAUGUCACAGGCCCUGCAGUAGGGAAGCCAGGCCACUGGCGGAAGAACUCCGUCAAAUCUUUAACCACAGAGAUGUACAACAAGAUGUUUCAAGAGUUGGGCCUCCCAGAUAGACUGCUGGUGCCAACCGGCAUAGGGGCAGCGGCAAGCUCGUCCGAUGAAGCAGCACCAGGAACGCGACUGGGCACGACAUCUGCGCCAGGGGGCACAGCAUCCCUUUUGUGGAGCCUUCCAGACAUUCCUAACGCACUGCAGGGAAGACACAUUCUGACCGCCGACAUGUUCUCCAAGGACCAGAUGCACUCGCUGUUCAACUUGGCGCAUGCCUUCAGCAUCUUUGUGCAAAAGGACCGUCCUCUCGACCACGUGCUUAAGGGCAAGGUGAUGGCCUCGGUUUUCUAUGAGGUGAGCACACGGACGUCGUGUAGCUUUGCCGCUGCCAUGCAACGGCUCGGAGGCUCGGUCAUCCACAUGGACCAGGCCACAUCGUCGACGCAGAAGGGCGAGACUCUUGAAGAUAGCAUCACCAUCAUGUCCAAUUACAGUGACGUGGUUGUGCUGAGGCAUCCACAGCCUGGAGCUGUUAUGCGGGCCUCGAAGCAUUGCCGCAAGCCGGUGAUCAACGCCGGUGAUGGCAUCGGCGAGCACCCAACGCAGGCUCUUCUCGACAUCUACACCAUCCGCGAGGAGAUCGGCACAGUCAACAACCUAACGGUGACACUCGUGGGUGACUUGAAGCAUGGCCGCACAGUGCAUUCCCUGGCACGGCUGCUGACUAACUACAACGUGCAGCUGCGCUAUGUGGCCCCAGCUAACCUGGGCAUGCCACAGUCAGUGCGCGACGUCGUGGCUGCACAGGGAAUCAAUCAGGAGGACAUUGAGAGCCUGGAAGCGGCGUUGCCAGAUACAGACGUGCUGUACAUGACCAGGAUUCAGAAGGAGCGUUUCAGCAGCGUGGAGGAGUACGAGAAGGCUUGUGGCCUCUUUGUGGUGACGCCUCAGCUGAUGACGAAGGCCAAGAGACGCAUGAUUGUUAUGCAUCCCCUGCCACGGGUCUUCGAAAUCAGUCCGGAAUUCGACACGGACCCUCGAGCAGCAUAUUUCCGGCAGGCUGAGGCCGGAAUGUACAUCCGCAUGGCACUCCUGGCAAUGGUGCUGGGACGAGUAUGAGAACACCUGAAUUCACGGCGUUCCGCAGCGAUCUCGACAUGUCACUGGUUUUGCUCCUUCGCUGCGACUCUUCUUUUUUCUUUGUUUAUUACAGUUUUUAUUCUACGGCUGUCUCAUUGUGAUAAUGGCUGAACAUGGUACUUUUCAUUGUGGACAAAAAAGAAAACUGUGCCUUGUGGAUGUUAGAAUCAACUUUCAGGUUAGCACAACAAACUUGUUGACCUUCUCACAAUGUGUGUGUGUGUGCGCGUGUAGCACGUUCCUGUAGUGACAAUUUUGCAAUGGCUGAAAAGGUUCCUGCAUACCUUAAUGUUUCCUUGUUUUUUUUUUUGUUUUUUUUUGUGUGUGUUUCUUUUUUUUUUAGCAACAGAAAUGUUUUUUGUGUGGAGCUGUGCGCCUGACCGUUUAUAAUCGCGUUGUCAUUGCUUGCAUCUUAACUCCUUUGUUGCAAUAUUUACUAAGCAGGUUCAGCUGGAAGACCUUUACAGUCGCCGUACAGUUGAUUCUUAAUCUGCGUUGUGACCCAAGUUGUAGCAUACUGUAUGGGUGCAGUUGUCUUGAAGGUGCCAAGAGCUUCAUUAGCUUUGCUGCUGGCAUUGCAAAGUACUGAUCUGAGACACCUGAAGCUAGCAAGGAGAUUCCCGUCCUGCUUUGCUUUGACGACUUAACAGACCAUGUCGUAUGAUUUUCGCUGUUUGCUUGUUAUCAUGCUGAAAUUAUGGACGCAUAUUUUGUGACAAUUGUUUGUUCAAAUUCUGCGCCACAUAGGGAUGUUAAGAUAGUUGCCAAUAGGAACUAUACCUAUGAAUGGAUGUUGUAUUGUGACACAAUAUUUUCAUAUUUGGUAGUAGAUGGACAUUUGUGCUACCUUGGACUUUACCUUGUUGGUGUUUCUUGUUGCCAAGAAUAUACAUACUGUUUUCUUUAUCGUAUCUUUUUUUGAUGCCAUAUUCAACAGUGUGUUAGGUUUUCAUGGCGUAUGAUGUGCCAUUUGUGUUGGCAUUUUUUGUGCAAACCACAGAAGCAUUCCUCAUGUUGAUGUUGUGGAAUAUUUUUUUCUAUAUUUACAAAUAUUCAUUGAUCUGCUAGGAGUAUUGCCCACCCCAAGUGCUGCUUGUGUUGAGUGGAAAAUUGUGCUGUUCUUGAUGAGAACCCAACAAUCAAAUGAAAUAAAGCUACUUUUGCAAAUCUU